Myodes glareolus (Bank vole) is the source of this 1091-nucleotide messenger RNA. Lineage: Eukaryota; Metazoa; Chordata; Mammalia; Rodentia; Cricetidae. The record is from RefSeq and is a predicted model, not a curated record.
AACCCUUAGCUGGGGGUUGGGGAACUGGUGGCAUCCUCAAUCCAUGGCCAUGGAUGCGCCCCUCACCGGGAGUGAUAGGACUCAGUGUCCCUGGGACCUGGAGCAUCUUCAGAGCACUUCCUGUACCAGUUCACCUGGAGCCUCACACAGGACCAGGAAGCAGAGGACAGAAAGGAGAACAAGGCACGUGAAUAUUCUUUCCAGAAAGACACGCCCCUUCUCUUCUCUUGGGUGCAGGUGACAUCUGAGUUGAAGAAAUGACCCCGAAAGUGUUGGCAGUGUGGCUGCCUUCAGCUCUGCUCCUCUUGCAGGUCCCAGACUGUGUCCCUCUGCGUGGCCCCAGCACCGUGACAGGCACUGUGGGGGAAUCCCUGAGUGUGCGGUGUCAGUAUGAGGAGAAAUACAAGAGCAAUGCCAAAUACUGGUGCAGAGACUUGCUUCAACGAUGUAAAGUGAUUGUCCAGACCAGAGGCUCAAAAGAAGCAAGAAAUGGCCGAGUGUCCAUCAGGGACCAUCCAGCCACCCGCACCUUCACGGUGACCUUGGAGAACCUCACCCGGGAGGAUGCAGGCACCUACAAGUGUGUAGUGGAUAGGCCAUAUAUCAAUGGCUCCUUGUGGGAGAGCGAUCCCUCCUUGGGGAUUGUUUCCUCCUUCAAGGUUGUGGUGUCCAUGGUCCCAGGCUCUGUCCCUGAGGACAGAAGGAACACCCUGGGGUCUCCCACAUCCUCACCAGUGCACACUCAGCCCAGCGUGACCACAGAGGACACAACUCCUGGUCCCAGUCUACAGCCUCGGUCCCUGCUGAGCAGCAUCUACUUCCAGCUCCUGGUCUUCCUGGAGCUGCCCCUGCUCCUGAGCAUGCUCAGUGUGGUCCUUUGGGUGAACAGACCUCAGAGGUGCUCUGGGGAGAAGCGGCAUCACCCCAAUUAGGAGAAACAGUGACGUCUGUUGACAACAAAGCCCUGUCCAUGUCCCCGCACACAACUCCCCUGGUGCCAGAGGACAGUCUGUGCUUCUGAGAAUACUGAGAAGUCUUAGAAGAUCCUUUGUGCUGUGUCAAACACGUACAAGAAUGUGCCCAAUAAAUAC